This is a messenger RNA of Ostreobium quekettii, 1566 nucleotides long. The record is from the annotation of a GenBank genome assembly. Lineage: Eukaryota; Viridiplantae; Chlorophyta; Ulvophyceae; Bryopsidales; Ostreobiaceae.
AUGGGCCACGUGGUGAACAACCGCGGCGUGGCGCACCACGGGCAGUUCGCGUCGCAGGACAGCGACGACGGCUACGCGCCCACGCCGACCGCCCACGCGCAGGGCGUGGCCCUCCAGGACUGGGCGCCCAGCAGCAAGAAGCUGGGCGGAUCUGGCCGCCGCAGCUCGCUGCGCAGCCUCAACGUGUCCAGGGAGGCCGGCUCGCCGAGGACGCCCACCUUCACGGGGUCCGCGCCCGGGCACCCGGAAUCAAGCGUUCUGCCUUCGUGGCAGUCCAAGGUGGGGCACGGAGGCAGCCCGGGGCCAUCCAGGCCCUCCAGGCACGCCAGCCUGCCCGCCAACUAUCAGGAUCAGUGCAACGGUGAAUCAGCGGAUGGCUACGGCCAGGCGCCCAACGGGUACAAUGUUGAAGACCAGUGGUCGAGCGAUGACGAUGAGCCUGGCACGGGCAGGGAGUCCAGGGGCGGCAAUCGCACGCCCACCCACAGGCUGCACUCCUCCAGGAGCGCCAAGCACGACAGGGGCGCUGCGCGAUCGCCCCUGAGGCAAACGAGGUCUGGCGGAGCCCGGUCCAGCAGCAGGGGAUCUGAGCUGGACACUGGGCACAGCGACCGCCACAGGGGUGUGGACAGGCUGAAUUAUGACAGCAAGGUGAUGAGCAGGAGGCACCUGAACUACGACAGCAAGGCGAUGGGGGGGGAGGGGGAUGGUGGCAGGGCGGACCGGAUGUCGCCGGAGUACGGGCGGCAGGCUGGGCAUGGGGAUGACGCGCCCAGGUCUCACAGGGAGAGGGGCGUGAGCAGGUCCAACAGCGGGCGCAACAUCAGCAGCCAGCAGCGGGCCCGGUCCAGGACGCCUCCCAGGUCACCCCACUCCCGCGCCACUCCUAGCAUGUUCGACACCGGGCCCUCUGGGAUGGGUGGGGUAGACAGUGAGGGGAGACGCCUGGAUGACAUCCACCUCAGCGCCCCAGGCUUCCUGAUGGCCAGCAGGACCAGCCUCUACGACACGAAGGACAGCAUCUUUGGGUCCAUGUACGACAUCGUCAUUCCACCCUCACCCCUGGAUGUGCAGGAUGCACAAUUCGCUGCACAGGAGGAAGAACAAGAACCUGUAAACAACAGGUUCAGCUGCAUGCCUGGUCUUUCACCAGCGGCUAAGAAGUCUUCUGGAAAGACCAAAAAGAACCCACUGAAGUGGUUUGUGUGCGGGUUGUCCCAUGCUCCCAAUGAAUUGCCAGCGUCCAAUUCGGCGGACAGGCUGCAGACUGGUGCGACCCCAGAGGUGAACCAGGCCACAAGCAUGCGCGAAAGGGAGCUGUACAAACGGCGUCACGCCGUGCUUCGUAACAGAAUGGAGGCUGUGUUGGGCGAGCAGAAGAAGCGUAAGUCCUUUGGCUUGACAAGGGGCAAGAGCGACGACCACGCCACCAGGGCGCGCCAGGCAGUGCAGGGGGACCUUGACACAGCCUUCAGCGUUGCCCCGGGCAGCCCGUACAGCGCCAGCGGCACAGGGAGAAUGGUGUCGAUCCAGCGUGGCCAGCAAGGCGGUGCGAGGAGGCCUUGA